Molecule: messenger RNA, 1636 nt
Organism: Musca vetustissima
Lineage: Eukaryota; Metazoa; Arthropoda; Insecta; Diptera; Muscidae
Product: T-box protein H15-like
Exons: 4
Coding region: 1-1635 (544 amino acids)
Biological process (GO): cell fate specification; regulation of transcription by RNA polymerase II; heart development
Cellular component (GO): nucleus
Molecular function (GO): RNA polymerase II cis-regulatory region sequence-specific DNA binding; DNA-binding transcription factor activity, RNA polymerase II-specific
Source: RefSeq, a predicted model, not a curated record
AUGUUGAUCGGUUCCCAUCCAUACCUGUGCAAUCCUGCCGGAGGCGUUAUGCCAUCCAAUAAUGCGGCCGGCGUGGCCACAACAAACCCAACAACUACAACAACAAACAGCAAAGCCACCGUCGGCUCAGCUACAGACUUCUCCAUUGCAGCCAUUAUGGCCAGGGAAGACGCAUCCAGUCGCGGAUCAUCAGUUAGAAGUGCCAGUCCUAUUUCCAUAGAGGAUGAAGUUGACGUGGAUGUGGUUGACUGCAGUGACUCGGAAGAGCCUCCAACUAAAUCCCGCCGCCUAAACAGUUCCACUUGCAGCACCAACAGCGCCGGAAAUGUAUCACACACCCGCCUGAAUACCAGCACAGCAUCGAGCGUUGGUCGUUCUACACCACCUCAAUCGCCGGCCAGUGAUAUCGACGGCGAACGCUCUUCGCCCGAGCCCGCUCCCAAAGCGCCCAAAAUUGUGGGGUCAUGCAAUUGUGACGACCUGAAACCAGUACAAUGCCACCUUGAAACCAAGGAGCUGUGGGAUCGUUUUCAUGACCUGGGCACAGAGAUGAUUAUCACCAAAACUGGAAGACGGAUGUUUCCCACAGUCCGCGUAAGCUUCUCGGGACCUCUGCGACAAAUACAACCUGCCGACCGUUAUGCUGUCCUCCUUGAUAUUAUUCCGAUGGAUUCGAAACGCUAUCGCUAUGCUUAUCACAGAUCAGCAUGGUUGGUAGCUGGUAAAGCUGAUCCUGCCCCUCCCGCCCGUCUAUAUGCUCACCCAGACAGCCCAUUCAGUUGUGAAGCUCUGCGCAAGCAAGUCAUUUCAUUUGAGAAGGUCAAGUUGACCAACAAUGAAAUGGAUAAAAAUGGACAGAUUGUUUUAAAUUCUAUGCAUCGCUAUCAACCCCGAAUUCAUUUGGUCCGUUUGAGUCAUGGGCAAAGUAUUCCAAGUAACCCGAAGGAGUUGCUGGAAAUGGAUCAUAAAACAUACGUUUUUCCCGAGACCGUCUUUACCGCAGUGACCGCUUACCAAAAUCAACUGAUAACUAAACUGAAAAUUGAUUCGAAUCCCUUUGCCAAAGGCUUCCGUGAUUCAUCGAGGCUGACCGACUUUGACCGCGAUCCAAUGGAAGCCCUGCUGCUGGAACAACAGCUAAGGUCACCCCUACGGCUAUUCCCCGAUCCUUUGAUGCAACAAUUCGCCGCACAACAAGGAGCUGAUCCGGCAUCAAUGGCAAUAUUUGAAAAAGCCCGCCAGCACCUACAGAUGUUUGGCGGUAAUUCUCCAUACGCCCAAUUGAUGAUGCCACAGAUGUACGCCCAACAAGGACCACCACCGCCCGGUUUGGGAGCCUUCCACAUGUUCCAACAACAAUGGCCUCAACUUACCGCCGGCUUUCUAGCAUCCGCCAACCAACAAGCCGUCGCUCAAGCUCAAGCCCAUGCACAAGCUGCAGCCCAGGCCCAAGCUCAAGCUGCUGCAGCAGCUGCCGCGAAUCGUACACCACCACCGCCUCCCACUGCAUCAACGCCUUCAUCUACCUCCUCUGGCUCACCAUCACCCGACAUGAGACCCCGACAAUUUCAAAGGUUUAGCCCAUAUCAGGUACCACAGCACCCAGCACAGCCACGAAGCCCCUCAAACCACUAAG